AUGGAUGAGGGCAAAGCAGAUGAGAGCAGCAGUAAAGCCAGGCUGGAGCUAGAGCUCGAAUUUGUGCAGGCGCUAGCCAAUCCUCUGUAUCUACAACACAUUGCGUCUCAGGCAUAUUUUGCUGACCCGGCGUUCGUCAAUUACUUGGCCUACUUGAAAGAGCACUACUGCAGGCCAGAGCGUGCCAGAUUCGUGCAAUAUCCACAAGCGCUCCAGCUGCUCGAGCUGCUACAGAAGAAGGAGUUCAGGGAGAGAAUAGCUACAGAGACGAUCUCGCGAGACGUAGCGAUGCAGCAACUCGCUCAUUGGACUAGCUCUUCAGAGCUGUAG
Messenger RNA from Mixia osmundae IAM 14324, 330 nucleotides. RefSeq lists its product as uncharacterized. The transcript has 4 exons. The record is from RefSeq and is a predicted model, not a curated record. The coding region runs from base 1 to 330 and encodes 109 amino acids. NCBI's taxonomy places the organism in Eukaryota, Fungi, Basidiomycota, Mixiomycetes, Mixiales, Mixiaceae. Gene Ontology annotation, cellular component: core mediator complex; mediator complex. Gene Ontology annotation, biological process: regulation of transcription by RNA polymerase II. Gene Ontology annotation, molecular function: transcription coregulator activity.